Anoplopoma fimbria (sablefish) is the source of this 900-nucleotide messenger RNA. Its product is annotated as homeobox protein CDX-1-like. Gene Ontology annotation, cellular component: nucleus. The record is from RefSeq and is a predicted model, not a curated record. Gene Ontology annotation, biological process: animal organ morphogenesis; regulation of transcription by RNA polymerase II; cell differentiation. Gene Ontology annotation, molecular function: DNA-binding transcription factor activity, RNA polymerase II-specific; RNA polymerase II transcription regulatory region sequence-specific DNA binding. Lineage: Eukaryota; Metazoa; Chordata; Actinopteri; Perciformes; Anoplopomatidae.
AUGUACGUGAGUUACCUGCAGCUGGAGAAGGACUCCGUCAUGUACCCGCACCAGAGCCCGCGUCCUGCGGGGCUGGGCCUGAGCCCGCAGAGCUUCCCCCCGCAGUACUCAGACUUCACGGGGUACCACCCGCACCACCACCCGCACCACCACCCGCACCACCACCCCGGCCUGGGGCCCGACGCGCUGGCGGCCCCGCAGGGAGGCGGUGCGGGGCCGGGCGGGUGGAGCUCCUCCUCCUACCCGCCCGGCCCCGCACGGGACGACUGGUCCACGCACCACUACGCAGCGGCCGCAGCAGCAGCCGCCGGGGGGAACCCGUCCGGGGCCGCGGGGCCCGGGCUGGGGGCCCCGGCCUCGGGUCAGCCCCCGGAGUUCAGCGGGCAGGCCGGACUGCUGUCCACGUCCCUGAACGCAUCAUCAGGACAGAUGUGUCCCGCGUCCCCGCAGAGGAGGAACCCGUACGACUGGAUCCGACGCAGCUCCGCACCGCCCGCCAACCCAAACGGAAAGACUCGGACUAAAGACAAGUACCGGGUGGUUUACACCGACCACCAGCGUCUGGAGCUGGAGAAAGAGUUCCACUACAGCAAAUACAUCACCAUCAGGAGGAAGGCGGAGCUCGCCACGACGCUCGGCUUGUCGGAGAGACAGGUGAAGAUCUGGUUCCAGAACCGUCGAGCCAAGGAGCGCAAGAUCAACAAGAAGAAGCUCCAGCAGCCGGCCUCCUCCACCACCACGCCCACGCCUCCCAACGGCAGUAAUGGCGGUGGCAACGGCGGCGGCGUCCUCCUCCACGGAAACGGCGGGAGCAGCGUCGCCAUGGUGACGAGCAGCAGCGGCAGCAACGGGCUGGUGUCGCCGUCCUCCCUGCCUCUGAACAUCAAGGAGGAGUACUGA